AUUUAAUAUUAAUAAUAAUAAUAAUAAUUUAUUUGCAAGAAUAUGUAUGAUAUUCAAGAAUAUUGUACAAACAUGUUAUGGUGGUACAAUCUGAAAUUCGCAUAUUCUGCCAUACAUAAUGGCUUGCAAAAUAGUCUUAAAAGGUAGAAUAGAAGUUACAAUUACAUUAUGAGUCAUAUCAUUAUAGUCAAUUCUUAUAUUAUUUUAUCACUAGAUCAUCACAUUAUUAAAAUAUAUUAUCAAUUUAAUAUCAAUUACAGUGUUUCAUGCAAGUAAUCAUUAAUUGAAUAGUAUUUUUUUCCCAAAGUAGUAUAUUAAGUCGCAUUUUAAAAACUCUAGUAAGAAGAUCUUCGAAUGUUUUUUGUAAAUUAUUAUAAACCUUGAUUGCCACACAAACGGUGUUUUUCCAAUACAAUUCAAGAUAAAUUUUUUGCAUGGCCAAUUUUUUUUCCAUGUGUUCAACUGUGGUCUAUUCCCGUUGACUUAAAAUAUUUAUGAUUUUUGUGAACGAAUAAGGACAUUUCAAAAAUUUACAUACAGGGAAGAGAUUAAAUUUUGAGCUUCUUAAACAAAGGUACACUAUUAAGAUAGUUUGCUGCACAAAUUGUUCUAAUACAUUUUUGAAACCUUAAAUACACUAUUUACUUCGACUGAAUUCCCCCAAACUAUAAUUCCAUAUCUAAGUAUAUAAUAGUUUUCGUCAACGUUUUCCUUAGUCGUUUUAACACUUAAACGAAGCUGCCUAUUUUGUUCUGUGAUUUUUCAAUAUGUGCUUACCAAUUACAAAAUGUAUCCAGUGUUAUACCCCAAAAAGACGCACGUAAAAUUCCGCCAUUGCUUGCUCCAAAGAUUUUACUUUCUUCAUUCUGUGUUCAUUUAUAAUUAUAAGUUAUUGCAGAUAAAUAUUAUUUAAUAUAAUAAAAUAAAAAAAAGCGUAAAUGAUUUUGUAAUAGUCAUGAAUUUUAUUUAUGUAUUCUGGCGUUUUAAUCAUUCCAAACUAUCACACAAAGGUCAAAACAAUCAUCACGACAUGAUUCUUUAAAAAAUAUUAGAUUCUAGAUCUUGAUUUAAUCAGUAUUUAUCAAUCGUGUAUUAAGUAUUAAUUUAAAUUAAUCGCAAUCCCACCACUGUACUCAGUCUGGGACGGAAAGAAUCAGAGAUCGGGCGGUGUCGAUUUAAAAUAAAAAAAUGGAGGACGCAAGAGACGAAAUAAAAAAUGGUGAAAUAAAGAGAGUAGAUUUAGAUGAUGUUUUAGUAAAUGAGUUGGGUCAAUUUGGACCCUUUCAGCUUCGAUACAUGGUCCUUGUAUCGAUUCCGCUUAUUUUGACCGCCUCUAUGGGUGAAUAUAUUUUCUCAGCCGCAGCAAUCCCUCACAGAUGUCGUGUCCCAGAAUGUGGUGAAGAUUCGAAAUUAGUCCAGUUUGACCCCGAUUGGCUAACGAAUGCCAUGCCCGAGAAGACAUCAGCCUCCAGCUGCGAACGUUACCGGCCAAGAGAUAUUAGUGUUAACAGCUCCUUAGAUUAUUGUCCCGCGGACCUGUUCGACUCAUCAGUCAUUGUUGGAUGUGAUAGUUAUGUCUAUGCACGGGACAACUCAGUUGUCUAUGAUUUUGAUCUCGGUUGUCAGGAGUUCAAGCGAGUAUUAGCGGGGACACUUAAUAGUAUAGGAACUUUACUUGUGUUACCGAUAACAGGCUAUGUGUCCGAUAGGUUUGGGCGAAGAGUAGCGUUGAUCAUAAGUGUAUUUAAUUUGGCAUUAAUCGGGUUUAUACGAGCUUUUUCAGUAAACUACAAUAUGUACUUGGCCCUUCAAAUUCUACAAACUACACUCGGAGCUGGAAGCUUCAGUGCUGCGUAUAUCUUUGCCGCUGAGCUGGUUGGGCCCAAAUGGAGAGUGUUAGCGAGUGCAACAGCAACGUCUAUGUUUUCAAUUGGACAAGUCAUUUUAGGUGGAGUAGCUUGGGUUAUUCAGCCUUGGCGCUACAUGAUAAUGGCCAUCCAUAUUCCCUCCUUCCUCAUUAUCUCCUAUUACUGGAUUUUGUCUGAGAGCAUCAGAUGGCUUCUAUCAAAGCAAAGGUUCGAAGAAGCUAGAACGGGAUUGGAAAAUAUUGCGAGAGUGAACAAAACACAGAUCAGUGAAAAGUCCAUGCAGGGAUUGUUGAUGCCGCCUGCUGUCACUGCGGAAUCAGCGGAGCAAAACAAGGAUGGCCUUCUAAAAUCAAUAUUUAAGUCGAAAAUCUUAUUACGCCGAGUCUGCACCACUCCCGUUUGGUGGAUCACUACAACCUUCGUCUACUACGGUCUCUCUAUCAACUCCACCAGUCUUUCUGACACAAUCUAUCUGAACUUCAUUUUGACCGUUGCCAUCGAGAUUCCAGGAUUCUUUACGGGUGUUUUCAUUUUGGACAGGAUUGGACGGAAACCCACCCUGUCCGCUGGGUUCUUCUUCAGCGCCGCUUGUAAUAUAGCUUUUGUCUUUAUUCCCUCAGAUGUCAGCGUGGCCCGUCUGGUGGUGUAUCUCGCGGGUAAAUUCGGUAUUUCGCUGGUACUUACCUCACUGUACCUCUACACAUCAGAGCUGUACCCCACAGAAUUUCGACACACGUUACUGGCCUUCUCCUCGAUGAUUGGCAGAAUUGGGUCAAUCAUAGCACCACUCACACCAGUACUUAUGGACUAUUGGCACGGCAUUCCGUCAAUGUUGUUCGGUGGCAUGGCUAUACUAUCUGGUCUACUGAUUCUCACUCAACCCGAAACAUUGGGCACCAAAAUGCCUGAUACUCUUGCUGAUGCAGAGGCUAUUGGAAGGGAUAAGAAAUAAUGCAGGAUGGAGGAAUGAGAAAGGAAAUGUUAAAAUCGAAUCAUUAUAAUUUUUAAAUAAUUUAUGCAUUUACUAUGUAUUACGUAUUUAAAUUCUAGUUUUAUUUGUGCAUAAAUUAAGAACUUGCUUGAAUUAUGUAGGUACUACAUAAUUGUAUAUGGAGUAAUUUAUGAUCACUAC
Pieris napi is the source of this 3000-nucleotide messenger RNA. Its product is annotated as organic cation transporter protein-like. Gene Ontology annotation, cellular component: membrane. Gene Ontology annotation, biological process: transmembrane transport. The record is from RefSeq and is a predicted model, not a curated record. NCBI's taxonomy places the organism in Eukaryota, Metazoa, Arthropoda, Insecta, Lepidoptera, Pieridae. The coding region runs from base 1189 to 2820 and encodes 543 amino acids. Gene Ontology annotation, molecular function: transmembrane transporter activity. The transcript is spliced from 7 exons.